Messenger RNA from Monopterus albus (swamp eel), 825 nucleotides. RefSeq names its product low choriolytic enzyme-like. NCBI's taxonomy places the organism in Eukaryota, Metazoa, Chordata, Actinopteri, Synbranchiformes, Synbranchidae. The record is from RefSeq and is a predicted model, not a curated record. The transcript is spliced from 7 exons. Gene Ontology annotation, biological process: proteolysis. Bases 1 to 825 code for a protein of 274 amino acids. Gene Ontology annotation, molecular function: zinc ion binding; metalloendopeptidase activity.
AUGGAUCUCAAAACUACGGUUUCUCUUCUGCUGCUGCUGCUUCUGGGCUUCUGUAAUGGUCACAAUGACAAUGUAAGAAAUGACUCACUAAACGCUAUAGUGUCGAACUCAGAAGAUAGGUCUGACACAGAGGACAUUACCACCACUAUUCUGAGAAUGAACAAAGCAUCUACUGAUUUUCUGCUGGAAGGAGAUGUGAUCAUUCCAAAAACCAGGAACGCUAUGAAAUGUCUCGAUGGCACAAAUUCCUGUCUGUGGCCAAAGUCUGCUAAUGGACAUGUGGAAAUCCCUUUUGUGAUAAGUGACAAAUAUGACAACACCGACACGAAGAACAUCAAAACUGCCAUGCAUGGUAUUCAGUCAAGAACCUGCAUUCGCUUCAUUCCACAUACAAAGCAGGAUGGGUACUUAAGCAUUGAACCAAAAGCAGGCUGUGCUUCUUUACUGGGUUAUACCGGAAACAAGCAGGUUGUGUCACUGCAAAGGUAUGGCUGCGUAACCAAUGGCAUCAUCCAGCAUGAGCUGCUGCACGCACUGGGUUUCUACCAUGAACACAGUCGCUCCGACCGCGAUGGGUAUAUCAGAAUCAACUGGGCCAACAUCGAAGAAGGUUAUGCCAGUGACUUCGAAAAGGCAAACACAAAUAAUCUCGACACUCCAUAUGAUUACUCAUCUGUAAUGCACUAUGGAAGGACUGCUUUUGGAAAGAAUGACCUGGAAACCAUAACUCCUAUCCCUGACGAGUCUGUUCCCAUCGGCCAGAGGAAUGGUGUGUCUGACAUCGAUAUUCUCAGGAUCAACAAGCUCUACCAGUGCCUUAAAUAA